GUCCUGCCGCGCCCGCCGCGCCGCCCGCCGCCCGCCGCCCGCCGCCGCCCGCCGCCGCCCGCGCCCCCGCUCCGCUCCGCGGUGCCGCCGGACCAGGACCAUGUCGCUGUCGCGCACGGAGGAGAUGCAUCGGCUCACGGAAAAUGUCUACAAGACCAUCAUGGAGCAGUUCAACCCCAGCCUCCGGAACUUCAUUGCCAUGGGGAAGAACUAUGAGAAAGCUCUGGCAGGUGUGACCUACGCUGCCAAAGGCUAUUUUGACGCUCUCGUGAAGAUGGGUGAGCUAGCCAGCGAGAGCCAGGGCUCCAAAGAACUCGGAGACGUUCUCUUUCAGAUGGCCGAAGUCCACAGGCAGAUUCAGAAUCAGUUGGAAGAGAUGCUGAAGUCUUUCCACAAUGAGCUGCUCACACAGUUGGAGCAGAAGGUGGAGCUGGAUUCCAGGUACCUGAGCGCCGCGUUGAAGAAAUACCAGACGGAGCAAAGGAGCAAGGGUGACGCUCUGGACAAGUGCCAGGCCGAGCUGAAGAAACUCCGCAAGAAGAGCCAGGGCAGCAAAAACCCGCAGAAGUACUCGGACAAGGAGCUGCAGUACAUCGACGCAAUCAGCAACAAGCAGGGUGAGCUGGAGAACUACGUGUCGGACGGCUACAAGACGGCCCUGACCGAGGAGAGGAGGAGGUUCUGCUUCCUGGUGGAGAAGCAGUGCGCCGUGGCCAAGAACUCCGCCGCCUACCACUCCAAGGGCAAGGAGCUGCUGGCACAGAAGUUGCCACUGUGGCAACAGGCCUGCGCCGACCCCAACAAGAUCCCGGACCGUGCGGUGCAGCUGAUGCAGCAGAUGGCCGGGAGCAACGGCUCCAUCCUCCCCAGCACCCUGUCGGCCUCCAAGUCCAGCCUGGUCAUCUCAGACCCUAUCCCGGGGGCCAAGCCCCUGCCGGUGCCCCCCGAGCUGGCCCCGUUUGUGGGGCGGCUGUCUGCCCAGGAGAGCACGCCCGUCAUGAACGGCGUCUCGGGCCCAGAUGGUGAGGACUACAGCCCCUGGGCCGACCGCAAGGCCGCCCAGCCCAAGACCUCGUCUCCUCCACAGUCCCAGAGCAAGCUGAGCGACUCCUACUCCAACACGCUCCCCGUGCGCAAGAGCGUGGCCCCGAAGAACAGCUAUGCGGCCACUGAGAACAAGACCCUGCCGCGCUCCAGCUCCAUGGCGGCUGGCCUGGAACGCAACGGCCGCAUGCGGGUGAAAGCUAUCUUCUCUCACGCGGCCGGGGACAACAGCACCCUGCUGAGCUUCAAGGAGGGAGACCUCAUCACCCUGCUGGUGCCUGAGGCCCGCGACGGCUGGCACUACGGGGAGAGCGAGAAGACCAAAAUGCGGGGCUGGUUUCCCUUCUCCUACACCCGGGUUCUGGACGGCGAUGGCAGCGACAGGUUGCACAUGAGCCUGCAGCAGGGGAAAAGCAGCAGCACGGGGAACCUCCUGGACAAGGAGGAGCUAGCCCUCCCGCCCCCCGACUACGGCGCAGCCUCCCGUGCGUUCCCUGCCCAGGCAGCCGGCACCUUCAAGCAGAGGCCCUACAGUGUGGCUGUACCUGCCUUCUCCCAGGGUCUAGAGGACUACGGAGCGCGGGCUGUGAGCAGCGCUGAUGUGGAAGUGGCCAGAUUUUGAGCUGACCCUGACUAGAGUUAGAAUCCCUUCGCCAACGUCCAGCUGAAGCCAACAGUGACCAAUGACAGGUCUGCUCCCCUCCUCGGCUGAUGGCCAAGUCCCCGCCGCUGCCCGCCGGGCCCCUCUUCUCCUCCCCCACCCACACACACACCUCUUUUGUAACGGUCUGUGUGGUCCCUGUCUAGAGAAUGUUCUCCUCCUCCCACGCCCUUCGCCUGCCUGGCUCUGCCCCCACUUCAGUCUGGCCUGGGCUGGAUCCCGGCCGUUUCUUCGGAGGUGGCCCCUGGGCCGUGGCCGAGGAGAGUGAGUGGGGCCGGCCCCGGAGCUGGGAGCUGCCCCCGGGGCGGUGCGGCCAGCCUCUCAGGCAGGCCCGCCUGGCUGUGUGGGCCGUGGCCCCCAGGUGCAGGGAAGGGUGUUCGGUCAGCCUGUAGCCGGAAGGGGAGCCCGGCUCCCACACCGCUCAGAGCUCCCAAGUGUCUGGUCAAUAAACAGGCUGACCCACCUGUGCCUGCCUGUGAUCUGUCGGCCUGAGGGGGGCGGGAGGCCUGGGGCAGAGGAGCGGGGGAGACCAACACCUUUCUCUGGAAGAUGAAUUUAUUAGGAGCCCUCGACUGGGACUCUGCUGAGCCUCCCCACUCCUGCUGGCAGUUCUGGGGGGCCUCUCUGCCCCUCCCCACCCAAACCCCAGCCUCCCUCCAGAACUGGCUGCGGGGCCCCCAGCUCUCCUCCGCGUCCCUGGAGUGAACAGUGGGUGCCGUUGGCGGGGUGGGGGGUCCCCCACCAGCUGCUUCCACAGUAUUUGUGGAUGAAAUACACCCCUGGUGACCAGCACAGUGACCAGCAGUCCCCAUCUGAGGAGCCGUUCCAGGCAGCAGUCACCCCUCCCGCCAGGCUCCUGAAGGAGGGGUUCAGCAGCCCUGAUCUGACCGAAGUCUGUCCACAGCCCAGGAAGAGAAGCAAAAGGGGUCGCUGGUAGGGCAGGUGGGGGCACAGGCCUCUGGCCUCGCAAGAGCUGGGCCAGGUGGGGUCUUAGGGCAGAUGUUUGGGGUAGAGAUGCACAGAAGCCCGGACUCCUCAAAAACCCUCUUGCCUGCCGCUCACCCUGCCCCCACCCCCGUGCCCUGGGAAGGCGAGGGGCAAGAAUGUCCAGGGAGGUGUGUGGGUCCCCCCCACAGGACAGGAAGAGAGGGCUGCUGCCGCCGGUCCCCUCCCCUCCCCAAGUCACUGUCCCCCCUCCACCGAGGUGUGCCAGGGCAGCUGGGGGGAAAGGGUGGCCGCCCUCUCGCAUCCUCCCCUCCCGUGGUCAGGAGGGACUACCGUGCCCUGGGCAGACCUGGCAGCUGAGUCCCCACCUCAGCACCACCCAGGCCCCCUCCUGCCCAGCGCUUUAUGUGCAAACCACAAAAGAAAACACACACUUAGCACGAAGGCUUUUUUUUUCUUAAGCUUGAUUUCUUUUAAAAAACAAACAAAAGAGGAACAAGAAAAUCAUUGCACCAGCAUCCUAAGCCUCAAACUAAUCAAAAACAAAAAACACAAACCCAAAACAAGUCCCCCACCCACACCCCCAAAGCAACAAUAAACUUUACGUCUCUUUGGCAACAAUAACUUAAAA
This is a messenger RNA of Mirounga angustirostris (Northern elephant seal), 3281 nucleotides long. It is a transcript of the gene BAIAP2, whose product is annotated as BAR/IMD domain containing adaptor protein 2. The record is from RefSeq and is a predicted model, not a curated record. Lineage: Eukaryota; Metazoa; Chordata; Mammalia; Carnivora; Phocidae. The transcript is spliced from 15 exons. Gene Ontology annotation, biological process: actin crosslink formation; positive regulation of actin filament polymerization; plasma membrane organization. The coding region runs from base 101 to 1666 and encodes 521 amino acids. Gene Ontology annotation, cellular component: cytosol; nucleoplasm. Gene Ontology annotation, molecular function: protein binding; cytoskeletal adaptor activity.